Fonsecaea monophora is the source of this 2595-nucleotide messenger RNA. RefSeq lists its product as hypothetical. Bases 1 to 2595 code for a protein of 864 amino acids. The record is from RefSeq and is a predicted model, not a curated record. Gene Ontology annotation, cellular component: RQC complex. The transcript has a single exon. NCBI's taxonomy places the organism in Eukaryota, Fungi, Ascomycota, Eurotiomycetes, Chaetothyriales, Herpotrichiellaceae. Gene Ontology annotation, biological process: ribosome-associated ubiquitin-dependent protein catabolic process; rescue of stalled cytosolic ribosome.
AUGUCUUCGCGAGCCCUCCGCAAACUACAGCGGGAGCAGGAGUUGCAGAGACAGGUUGAGGCUGCGAGAAAGGCAUACGAGGAAGCGGAAGAGUCAGAAGAGGACGAUGAUAUCCCGGAGCCACCCUCCCGGCCUAUGAAUGCUUUUGACAUGCUGGAGGAUAUUGAGGAUGCAGGUGAUUCUGACGAACAUGAAUACGAGGCCAUCACACGCGCAGAUGCUACAGAAACCCCCGAGACCAAGCCAUCCCAAGAUUCAAUAUCAACACCCCCUACCAAGUCGAAGAAGAAAAAGAAGAAAUCCAAGAAGAAAGGCAAGGCCAAAGAAGAAGCACAGAAAGAUCAGGAGGAGCAAUCUGGCGACGAAAUUGACCGGGCACUGAAAGAGUUGGCUGCAAAAGAAGGACGAGCACAGGCGGCGUCUGCUGUGAAACAAGAGACACCUACCUUUGAGACGAGAGCCACCAGGCUUCUAGGCAUAGAUUCGCACAACCUCAAUCCUGUCAACGAAAUGAAAAGCCUUUUCGGGAGCAUUGCACUUGAAGGGCAAGAGUCUCGCUCGGCGCCUCGAGCACCACGCCGUCGAGAACAGAACCAGCGGGGUGGCGUUGAUCUUGCGACUGCACUUACGGGGAGAUAUUGUGCGGCGAGCAAGGGAAAAGAGCUAGGAUCUCUCGCACACAGGCGGAAUGUCUUUGUCCAGGGCAAAGAAGAGUGGCCCUUGGCCACGAGUGGAGGAUUGAGCAUGGAAUUGGUCAAAUCAGACUCUGAUUCGAGGGAUUCGUCCGAGAAGCGAUAUAACAUCAUACACCAAAACGCCUAUCGCGAGACUCAGGUUUAUUUCUGCAUGGCUGUCGAAUCAAUGGAUCCUCAAAGAAUGAUCGGCAUGUUAUCUAUGUACCCUUACCAUAUUGCAACUCUCCUCCAAGUCUCGGAAAUCGCGAAACACCAGGGCGACAACGCUGUCUCGGGAGAUCUUGUUGAACGUGCGUUGUUCUCAUUUGGCAGAUCGGCACACAGCACCUUCCCAGCCUCUCUGAGAAGCGGCAUUGCUCGUGUGCCAUUCAACGACCCAGCCAACCGAGAACUAUAUCUUGCAAUCUGGCGAUACAUCAGAAAUCUCGAGAUGCGGGGGACGUGGCGGACAGCGUUUGAAUGGUCUAAGGUCCUUCUUCAGCUCAAUCCGCUGACGGAUCCCUAUGGAGCCACCCUUAUGAUCGAUCAACUUGCCUUGAGAGCCCGACAACACGCUCAACUUAUUGCGCUCUGCUCGGACGAUGCAUAUGGCCAAGCGUGGGAUUUUCUGCCCAAUAUUCAAAUUUCUCUGGCACUCGCCUAUCAGCGGUCCGGCAAUCCACGUGAGGCGCGUACUCGUCUCGCCGUUGCGAUGCACAAAUACCCUUACAUCUUAUCUGCUCUGGCUUCGGCACUCGACAUCUCGCCGCUACCCAAGUCCCUCUGGGCGAAGUUACCAUCCACUGACGCUGAAAAGCUUUACACUCAACUUUACGUCACUCGUGCAAAGGAUCUGUGGAACACCCCCGAAACUAUCAGCCUCCUCGCCGAGGUAGCGGAAACCCUUUCUCACUACAGCGACGCGAUCUCGGCAGCUCCAAAGGCGCCGAAGCUGGAGAUUUCACUCGAAGAAGCCAGGCAUAUCAUGCUCCUCGAAAUCCCGUCGUUGAUCGCCCUCCUCCCACGUCGGUUUACGAGUAUGCGUACUUCGUCAUCCGAUGUCCUCCCUCCCCCAGACUCCUUGUCUGACUAUGUCGUUCGAGCACCGGGCCUUGGUCGUUCGCGAGGGACUGAUGGAACUAUGCAAACUAUCUUCAAUGCUGCAGGUGCGACUGCGGGCACCGCGGGCAGCCUCCUUACACGUAUCAUGAACUGGUUCCAGACACCGGUCUCUGCAGAAGGCGCGAACACCGGAGGUGAGUCGGAAGGCCAGGCUGCCCUUCGCGCAUUGCAAGAGCAACUCGGGGGUAAUAUUCCGCCGGAAAUGAUUGAGGAGCUCCUGAGGAUCCAUCUGGAUGAAGCCGAGGAGAUAGAAGAAGGCGUUACCCCUGAGGGAUUAGGGAUGGCUGGUGGGUGGGACUAUUAUAUGGAUGCGAAUUCCAACAAUUCGACAGCUGACGACGACGAUGAUGACGGCAUGCCUGACUUGGAGAGCAUUCCCGACGACGAAGCGACCACGAUCCAAACGGGACAGUCGCAUCCCCCGCACUCAGCCAUGGUGGAAGAUGCUGACGAAGAAGACGAGGGCGCUCAAGACAGAUCACCUCAACGUGUCCUGAUUGGCGGUCAUGCGGUGUUACGACACGUUGAUUCGGACGCGGAAGAGGAGGAAGUCGAGGAAGCGGGCGAGAGUCGCGCGCUUCUAGCUCUCCGGGCUCAAGAACCGCAGCUUCAUCACAAGGUGCAAACGACUCUACCACAAGUGGUGCUACACCCUCCUCCUCCUCCUCCUCCUCCUCCAACCAAGAUCAAGAUCAAGAAUACCUCGACCCUCAACGCCUACAACGCUGGCUCCUCACCAACGGGCUUAGUGAUCUCCAGUCCAACCCGACGAAUCCGCAGACGUUGCAAACAUAUUUGA